AUGGCAUUAGAAGUCCUUGAGGCUCUUGAUUCAGCUCGUACACAAUGGUACCAUGUAACAGCCAUAGUAAUUGCAGGAAUGGGAUUCUUCACCGAUGCUUACGAUCUCUUUUGCAUUACAACCGUUUCAAAGCUCUUAGGACGACUAUAUUACUUUGAUCCAAGCAAUGGCAAACCGGGGAAGCUCCCACCAACAGUUAACAACUUUGUCACCGGUGUGGCCCUAGUCGGGACACUUUGUGGCCAAUUAUUUUUUGGCUACCUUGGAGACAAACUAGGACGCAAAAAAGUCUAUGGCAUCACACUUAUUCUCAUGGUCGCUUGUGCCCUUUGCUCCGGCCUUUCCUUUGGUUCAUCACCAAAAUCUGUUAUGACAACCCUUUGUUUUUUCAGGUUCUUGCUUGGAUUUGGUAUUGGUGGAGACUACCCUUUAUCUGCAACUAUCAUGUCAGAAUACGCCAACAAAAGGACGCGUGGCGCAUUCAUAGCAGCUGUUUUCGCGAUGCAAGGCAUGGGAAUUAUCUUCGCAGGGUUGGUUUCAAUGCUCUUUUCAGCUGUUUUCAAAGCAUAUUACCAAGCUCCAAUUUUCUCUAAAGACCCAAUUGUGUCAACACAACCCGAAGGUGAUUUAUUGUGGCGAUUAGUUCUCAUGAUUGGUGCUAUUCCGGCUGCUAUGACUUACUAUUGGAGAAUGAAAAUGCCUGAAACUGGUCGUUAUACUGCAAUCGUAGAAGGGAACGCGAAACAAGCUGCAGCAGACAUGGCAAGAGUUUUAGACAUUGAAAUUAUAGCUGAGCAGGAUAAGUUGGCUGAAUUUAAAGCCGCGAAUAAUUACACUCUUGGCUCGCGCGAGUUUUUUGACAGACAUGGCCGUCAUUUGAUUGGUACUAUGAGUUGUUGGUUCUUAUUAGAUAUUGCUUUCUACAGUCAGAACUUAACACAAAAAGAUAUUUACCCUGCAAUGGGACUAAUUGAUAAAGAUACCGCCAUGAAUGCUAUUGAUGAAGUUUUUCAAACCUCGCGUGCCAUGUUUGUUGUCGCCUUGUUUGGAACUUUCCCCGGUUAUUGGUUCACUGUUUUCUUCAUUGAAAAAAUGGGACGACACAAGAUCCAACUCAUUGGUUUCUUCAUGAUGUCUUUCUUUAUGUUUAUUAUUGGUAUCAAAUAUGAUUAUUUGAAAGACGAAAACAAGAACCUAUUCGCUCUUUUAUAUGGGCUAACAUUCUUCUUCGCGAACUUUGGGCCUAAUAGUACAACAUUUGUCUUGCCGGCUGAGCUGUUUCCAACGCGGGUGAGAUCCACCUGUCAUGCUCUCAGCGCGGCGGCAGGGAAGGCUGGGGCUAUGGUUGGUGCAUUUGGGAUACAGUCCUACACAUUGGACGGUACCACGAAGAAGAUUAAAAAAGCAAUGAUGAUUUUGGCCUUCACUAAUUUGUUAGGAUUCUUCUGCUCAUUCUUGGUCACGGAAACUAAGGGACGAUCGUUGGAAGAGAUUUCGGGUGAGGAUGGGAGAGAAAGUGAACUCACUGCAACACCAAAUGAUAGGGUUUCUGGGGCUCAUCAAGAAUCAAGAACAGAGAAGAUGUAA
Molecule: messenger RNA, 1587 nt
Organism: Trifolium pratense (red clover)
Lineage: Eukaryota; Viridiplantae; Streptophyta; Magnoliopsida; Fabales; Fabaceae
Product: low affinity inorganic phosphate transporter 4
Exons: 2
Coding region: 1-1587 (528 amino acids)
Biological process (GO): phosphate ion transport; transmembrane transport
Cellular component (GO): membrane
Molecular function (GO): phosphate transmembrane transporter activity
Source: RefSeq, a predicted model, not a curated record